Messenger RNA from Astyanax mexicanus (Mexican tetra), 7531 nucleotides. RefSeq names its product synaptotagmin IIa (gene syt2a). The record is from RefSeq and is a predicted model, not a curated record. Bases 323 to 1618 code for a protein of 431 amino acids. NCBI's taxonomy places the organism in Eukaryota, Metazoa, Chordata, Actinopteri, Characiformes, Acestrorhamphidae. Gene Ontology annotation, biological process: synaptic vesicle endocytosis; regulation of calcium ion-dependent exocytosis; regulation of dopamine secretion. Gene Ontology annotation, molecular function: calcium-dependent phospholipid binding; clathrin binding; phosphatidylserine binding. Gene Ontology annotation, cellular component: synaptic vesicle membrane; dense core granule; axon. The transcript has 9 exons.
CAAUCAGAAGGCUGGAACAUCAGGAAUACAGCGGCGGAGGCAGCGCGGGAGGGAGAGUCAUGCCCGCAGUGUGAGCGCGUGAGUGAGUGCUGGAACUCUGUUUCCUCCACCUGCACAAACUUUCAGCAUUUUCUAAUAAACUAGUGGCAGGGCACGUGCGGUAAGUGAGCGCGCGGGACUAAGGACUAGGCGUGCAGGCGUGUGCGGGAGAGUGGACACGUAAUUAGGGGGUUUUCGUGUUUUUGGAGGUUUUUGACCUGAAGCUGAGCUUCCCUUUGCGGCAGAAACACAUGUGGUGUCGUGUGUGCCCCAGCCAUCAAUCAUGAAGUGGAAUUUAUUUAAGAAGAAGCCUGAAGCCAUGGUGGGCCCACAGCCCACAGGUGCCAGCGGCCUGACCAUGGCUCCGCUCCUGUCCACAACAGCAGAGAAUGCCACAGAGUCAGGAGACCAUGUCAGCAAAAACGACAUGUUUGGAGACAUCAAGAACAAGUUUCUUAAUGAGAUCGACAAGCUCCCACUGCCUCCCUGGGCGAUCAUCGCUAUCUCCAUUGUUGCAGUAGUGCUGAUCCUCACUUGCUGUUUCUGCAUUGUGAAGAAAACCUGCCUUAAGAAGAAAAAGGGGAAGAAAGGAAAGAAAGGGAAGGGAGAGAUGGGCAUGAAGAACAUGAAAGGAGAGAAACAGGACGAUGACGACGACGAAGAUGACAUCGAGACAGGGAUGACUGGAGAUGAGAAGGAGGAGGAGGAGCCUAAAGAGAAGGAGAAACUUGGCAAACUGCAGUUCUCAUUAGAUUAUGACUUCUCUGACAACAAGCUGACAGUGGGUAUUCUGCAAGCUGCGGAUCUCCUCUCCAUGGACAGUGGAGGUACCUCUGAUCCCUACGUCAAAGUGUUCAUCCUCCCUGACAAGAAGAAAAAGUAUGAUACCAAGGUGCACAAGAAGACCCUCAACCCUGUCUUCAACGAGACCUUCUGUUUUAAGAUUCCCUUCCAAGAGAUGGGUGGGAAGACCCUGGUCAUGUCUGUUUACGACUUUGACCGCUUUUCCAAGCAUGAUGUCAUCGGUGAGGUGAAGAUCCCUAUGAACACGCUGGAUCUGGCCCAGCCGAUUGAGCAGUGGAGAGACCUGGACAGCGCUGAGAAAGAGGAGCCUGAGAGGCUCGGGGAUAUUUGCGUAUCUCUGCGCUACGUGCCCACCGCGGGAAAACUCACCAUCUGUAUCCUGGAGGCUAAAAACCUUAAGAAGAUGGACGUGGGAGGCCUGUCAGAUCCUUAUGUGAAGAUCCACUUACUGCAAAAUGGCAAGCGACUGAAGAAGAAGAAGACCACAGUGAAGAAGAACACCCUUAAUCCGUACUACAACGAGUCUUUUAGUUUUGAAAUCCCACAGGACCAGAUGCAGAAAAUUCAAGCUGUUAUCACAGUGCUGGACUAUGACAAGAUUGGCAAGAAUGAUGCUAUUGGGAAAAUCUGGGUGGGCAACAAAUCACAGGGAACGGCGCUGAGGCACUGGUCAGACAUGGUUUCCAACCCGCGGCGGCCGAUCGCCCAGUGGCAUCCUCUCAGGCCCGAGGAGGAAGUAGAUGCUGAGCUAGCAGGUCUCACUGCCAAGAAGUAAAACAUUCCAUUGACCCAUGCACACUGCCACCUUCUCCGCCCUCCUCUUUACCCCACCUAGUUUUACAUAUUUUAGAACCAUCCAACCAGCAUUGCAUGAGACAUAAGGCAAUCAGACAAAAAAAAUCUAUAAUAUAUAUAAUACACAUAGAAGAAGUAGUGGGAGGCAUUUUGUGAAACUGUUUCCAUUUCAACAGUUAGAAUCCCUUUUGAAAUAAAUUAGACAUAAGUAAAAUCAUGUAAUCAGGAAAAAAAGUAAUGCAAGAUCCUAUCAGAUUCCUAUUUUAUAGGAUAUAUCAUAUCUGAUAUAUGUGUUGCACCAGUGUGCAGCAGAUUAAAUAUAUCACUCCAAGGUUUCACCAAGGACCAGCAAACACUCAUUCACUCACCUCCAUCCUUCUUCUUCAUCAUUCAACCCCCUCAUCUUCCUCGGUAAUAAGGAUAAAUGUGUCUGAGAAGUGGGGGAGACUGGUUUGUUGUUUUUUUUGGACUGGAUAUCUCUGACCGAGGAGAAGUCUGCCGAGCGUCAACACUGCCUGCAAUCAAACACCGCAACAAGCGUGCUUCAUCUGCUCUUCAGUGCUGGACCUACACUUCCAUGACAAAAUCUGUGUCUGUCUUUCCAACUAAAAGGAUAGAAGCCUUUGAACAUCACAAAAUAAGCAAUUCUCGACUGCCAGGGACGCCUUCCUACUCCUGAAUCCAUGUGUUUUUAGUCUUUCUUUAGAUUUACAUGCAUUAAAACACAUUCGUUCGGCUUGAGCACUUUAAACGGAAAACCUUUUUUUUUAAUUCACUAUAUAUUCACUGUUAAAUGACUUGAGAAUGCUCAAACUUUUUGGUUCAAAGAUUUUGAUAAGUACAUUUUUUUAAAUGUCACGAAAGAAUGCUUAUCAUUGAUGCUUGUUGAUCUGAUUAGUUUGUUCUCAGUUGCAUGCAAUACUGGCAGUGGUCUGUUUCUCUCAUUAUUUACUGCAUUUUAAUAUUUAGGUGUGGGUAUAUUGGUGUCCUCAUUUUAUUCAUCAUUUAGUUUUUUCCCAUAAUUUAUUAUGGUUUGAAAUGAAAUGAAAGGGUCUGAAAGUGGGUACUGUUAUAUGUGUAUUUUAUACACAGCUUACCAAACUGCUAAAACUAUUUGCACUACUGGAUAUAGCUAUAUUCUGUGGGUCUUGGUUGUGUAGUUCAAUCUGUCUACUUAUGUGAUGGUGCAUCUUAUUAUAUUCAAGUCCUCUGGUGUACUGCCAGAUUUUAUGUUUUUUUAAAAACUGAAAACAUGUAUUAUUGGAAUACUAACGAAUAGAAGCAAAUGCUAAACUAUUUCUUUGGGUACCAAAAACCACACUGCUCAGCGUGUGGUGUGGAUUGUAACUUUGUGGGAACUAUAUAAAACGAUACACCAACUGGAAUUUUAAUCUUUAAAUAAGUCAAAACAAGCCAGAACAUGGAAAAUGUUUUAAUAUUAACGCUUCGAGGAUUGAAAUCUGGCCACACAGUAUUUUCAGUGACCCGUUAUAGAUUCUGAAAGAGCAGGUUUCAGACUAGGAUUUUUUGAGAGUUUUUGUAUACUUGACACAAUGUAAGCCAAACUUUUAAAAAAAUCAACAAGAAGCUCUUUUGCUGAGCUAUACUCUAUUGCAAUAAUAUUGUUAGACUGAACUAGCAGGUAUUUACAUCUGACACAUUUACAGUGCAGUCUGAUAGUUUAUGUGUCCUUGGGAGUCUGAAUGAGUGUUUUAAUUUAUGUAUUUAUAUAUUUAUUUAUUUAUUUAUUUAUUUGUUCCUUAACUCCAACCCAUACACAACCAAUAUUUAUAUCUGUAAUUUAAUGUGUCACUAAUGUGUGUCCCUUCAGAUUUGCCCAUUCUUAGUUUAAAGUACUUAAAAUACCAAUAAAACACAACAAACAUCCCUCACUUCCCCAAUCACUGGUGAGUAGUUUUGCCUAUAUAUGUAUAGUUCCUAUUUAAUGAUACUGCAUGUUUCAGUAAAACAAGAGCAUGUUUCAGAGACAAAGCAAAAAUAUAUUGUGUAUGUAAGUAGGUGUUAUUUGUCAUUUUAAUAACAAUAAGGGAACAAGGGAAGGGAAAAGAUGCUCUGUAUAUUUUCUAACUAAAGUAAACCUGUAUUUUCCAUGAGUGGGUACCAGAGAAAAUAUGAACUCUACUAAACUUAGUCUUCAUGUUCAGACUGUACCCAUCCCUAACCAUCAUGAGCAAAGAUGUUAAGUGCUUUGUGUGAUCUAUUAGAGGAUGAAAAUGUAGCCGCAUGCUUGACUUGUACUUGCAAUAUUUUUACCAGAUAAAUUGUAUCAAUCAAAAAAACAAGUUAAUUUAUUUAAUUGUAAAUGACAAAUUUUAUUUUCCAGCAUAUUUGUUUUUUAUGUAUUUUUGCGGAAGUAAAAACUUCCACGGGGGCUCCAAGUCCAAUUAAUGUUUUUUUUUGUUGUUUUUUUUUUCAUCACUUCUAAACAUUCUAUUGUAUAGUCUGUAGUCUAUUGUAGUACAGAGGUCUGGAUGACAUAUUAUAUUAUAUUGUAUUAAAUUAUAUUAAAUUAUAUUAGAAUUUAUUAUAUCAUAUUAUAUAACAAAGCAUUAUAUUAUAUUAUAUCUUAAUAUAUAAUAUUAUAUAUUAUAUUAAAUUCUUUCCUAAUUCCUAACUCUUUAAUUUUUCCCCACAGUCAGUGCCAAUAAAAGAAGUCACGUGUACUGCCAUUUUAUCUGACUUUUUAACGUGAUUGUUUUUUGCAAACUAAUUGACCAAAUUGACCAACCUUGGCAAGAGGCUUGCCUUAGCACAAUAGUACCUUUGCGUUUUAGAAAAAAGUACAACUUGGAGUCCCCCUGUUCUGAUAUCUCUGUUCAUUAAUAGCUUAUUUUAUAAUAAUGCUAUAACUACAUUUUACUUCAUUACAGCAUUUUACUAGCCAGUAACUAUGUGUGUAUGUAUGCGAGUGUGUGUGUGUGUGUGUGUGUGUGAAUAAGAUAAAGCCAUAAGACUUGAGCACUAUUUCUUUGGAGCUCAGCUAUGUAGAUGAAAUUCUUAAAGUAAUUUUAUGUCUCUGUUCACGUAGGCCUGUGUAUCUCAACAUUCCAUUGAGUCUGUGAAGCUAUGGGGCAAUACUGUUUCCUGAAAAUGUGCUCUUUUUGAGUGGCAACAGUAGUUUAACCUGCAAUAGCCAGUCUCUUAUUUAUAUGUAUAUUGUUUUAUUGAUCUGCACUUUUGUGUAUGAGAAAAUGUUGGAUUUCUUUUUUUUAUUUUAACUAUUAAUUGAUUUGUAAAUGCCUUGAUUUGACACAAAGUGUGCUGUGAACGAUGGGUAUGAACUGCAACUACACCUGCACACAUGUGUACUGCACAAUAAGCAAACGGUUACUUUACAAAUCAUGUAAUUAAUUGUUUAAUAACACGUAAUUAAUGUGCAACUCAGUUCUUGUUAGUAUGAAGCAUGCAUAUUUUGUGGGCAGAGGACAAUUUGAUAAUUUGUUGGAGAUUGUAUAAACGUAGAAAUGUUUUAUUUUUAAAAAGAAUUCAUUCUACAAAAAAAAAAAAACAUUUCUGAAUAAUAUAUAAAUAUGCAUACACAACAACUCAUAAGUAAACAGUAAGGACUUUUAAUUAUUAUUAUUAUUAUUAUUGAUUUUAUUUUUUUACUUUUUUGGGAAACACGUAAGAGAAUUAUAAUUUCAUAUGCACAUUCUUCCCAAAUAUUAACUAGCGUUUCAGGUAUAUCUCAACAAUAAAGCAUAGGCCCUUUAACUUAUUAUUAUUAUUAUUUAUUUUUUGUGAAACAAGCACUGCCGUCUGCCAAUAUGGCUACACUCACAAUGAUUAGGAACAUUCCGGGAUGCCACUCACUGAGAGUUGGCUCUACAAACUUAACACAAAUAAAUAUAAUAAUAUAGCCUUUUUGAGAGCAAUAGUACAGAACUGAAAAACUCUGUUUUUUUUUUGUUUUUUUUUUUUGGUUUUGAAACAGUGAGGGGUGUGUGUAAUUUGCUCUCGGCUCUAUGUUCAGCUUGCUUUUGCUUUAUUGCUCUUUGUAGAUGCUGAUUUUGUUUAGAAGUAUAAAAAGACUGCUCCAUAAAUAAGAAGUCUUUAAUUUAUGUUUUAACCCUUCUUCUUCCAUAAUCACUUCCCAGAAUGAAAGCAGAUUUCUUGCUUUUUCACGACCAGAAAUUAAAUUUUAAUUGUGUUACGAUUUUAUAAAAAAAAAAAUGUGCCUGCCAUAUUUGGGACCGAAUUUCUGGAUUUGCCAGUGUUUAAUAGUGAAUUUUAGCAGUCUUACAUUAUUAGAAAACAGUGGUAAUUCGACUAAGUCGCUAAAAUGCGUUUGUAGAUAUCUUGAAUGAUCAUUCUAACACAACUUAGCCAGUUUAGCUUAGCUUAGCUUAGCUGUGGUGUUCUGUGGAGUACUAAAAAUCAGUAUAUGCUACUUGUUAGCUCUGUGAAUUCACACACCCACAGUUUUUAUUUUUUUCGGUACUUUUCAUGAUAAUUUUUCUCUGGUGUAAUAUACAAUCUGAGCUUACUGAUUUUGACAGAACUACAUAGCUUACACAAAAAAUUUACAAAUGGCGUAUCAGUUUUUUUAUUAAAACAUAUUGCUGUGUGGACAUUUUUAAUUAGCUUAUCUACCCAGCUAGUAAUUGCAGCAGGUCUUGCCAGUGGGGGACGCCUAAUUAAACAAAAAUUAAAUUUAAAAAGUAAAAUGAGUCCUGGAUCACACAUAUCUCUUCUAAAAACUGAGUAAGGGAUAAUAGGGUGCACUUAGCUAACAAGCUAGCUGACAAAUAGCAUAUCUGCUUUUUAAGUAAAAUGGUUAGCCAUACAGCUCUUUAUUUAUCAUAGCUACAGUGUUUACCACAGGUAGUUUAUUUACAGGUUUAGCAGAACACACUAAAAAGCACACAGCCCCUGCAACAAAAAGGGCAUUUUGAGAUUAAAAGAUGAUGUGUUAGCUAUUUAUAAUCGCUAAAAGUUGGAAUUUGAUACAAAUUUAAGCUUUAAAUUGGUGGGACGUGCUAAUUUCUUAGCUGGGUAGCUAGCUAAGCUAUGCUAUGCUAUGUGCUAGCUGCCCAGAUGUAAUUCUAUCCAACUAAUGAGAACACCUUGAAAAACACAUCCCUUAAAACAUAAGCAGAUUUGGAAUUAAAACCUACAAUAAAAAUCUUGAUGUUGAAAUGGAUAAGCUUUCUACUGGUGGAGAAUAAUGGGUGCUAAUUUGUUGGCUGGGUAGCUAAGCUAUGCUAAGCUAAUCGUCUAGAAUGUAACAAUAGGUAUACUAGGUUUUCGACCAAGCUAAGCUUUCCAUUCAGAUCUGUGCACAGGUUGUGUUAAUGCUAACUAGCUAGCCAGACCCUGAUUCGGUCCUCAAAAUGGCAGCAGCUGUGAUUAAAAUGUCGUGUGAAACGCAAGAAUAUUUGCUAAGUCAAAUAUCAGAUCAGAGAUGUUGGUGGAAAUUCCCUUAUAGCACUUUCUUCUAUCAUCUGAACUGCCUCUGCCUUUUCUGUAGAUCUGUUCUGAAAAACGAUAAAGCCCUAUUGGUUUUCUUCUCUCUCUCUUUCUCUUUAUGGUGUUCUGCUCCUUAAAUCAGGAGGCUGCAAGGCUAUGUCCUCAGGCUACGUUUGUUCUCGUCUCAGUGUUGUGUGUGUGUGCGUGUGUGUUCAUGUCCUUAACAUUGUGCCUAGUGUGGACCAGUCGCAUGCUUUAGCCCUUGAUAAGACACUUUGCAAAGAAAAAAAGAUAAUAUGUUGUUCACAGACUUUCCCAUUAUCCUCUAGUGAACAGUACAUGAGUGUCAUCAAUCCUUGUAAAGACCUCACGAGAACCAAAUAUCUCAAUACAGAUUUAUCAUAUGUGUUACCAGCUCUGUACUAAAAACAAGGUAUAAAAAAUAAAAGACUUUUAAUUAAAA